AUGGCCAAACCUCUGAUGACCCUGUUCAUCUUGAAUGUGUGUUCCCCUCAAACAGACUCCAGUGGGACCCAAACACAGAUCAAGAGACUAAAAGAAGCUAAUAUUCUAGUUCCAUGUAAGUCGGCAUGGAAUACUCCUCUCCUCCCAGUACAAAAACCAGGUACUUCAGAUUUCUGACCCGUUCAGGAUCUACGGAAAGUGAACAAACACGUGGAGACCCUCCAUCCAACCAUCCUGAAUCCCUACCCCCUCCUUAGCCUACUGCUGCCAUCUCACCAGAGCUACACUGUGUUAGACCUUAAAGAUGCCUUCUUCAGCCUCCCACUGGCCAAGGUAAGCCAACCUUUAUUUGCUUUUGAGUGGACAGAUCCAGAGGGGGAAUAUUCGGGACAACUGACAUGGACACGGUUAUCUCAAGGGUUUAAAAAUUCCCCAACUUUGUUUGAUGAAACAUUGAGCCAAGAUCUCAUGCCAUAGUGAAAACAACAUCCUGAGGUCACUCUGCUACAAUAUGUAGAUGACCUUUUGUUGGCCAUUAAAGACUAUGAGACCUGCAAGGAGGCCACAAAAGACUUAUUAUGAGAGUUACAAAUCCUGGGGUAUCGAGUCUCAGCUAAAAAGGCUCAAUUAUGUACCCCAAGAACCACCUACCUAGGGUACAAACUACAGAGAGGAAAUAGAACUUUGUCCUCCAGAAGAAUAGAGGCAAUUCUAAAGAUCCUAAUCCCAAAGACUAAGAAAGAGGUCUGUGAAUUCUUGGGUGCUGUAGGUUAUUGCCGCCUAUGGAAACCUGGGUUUGCUGAAAUAGCUAAGCCCUUGAACUCUAGCACUGGGGGAAAACAAACCUCCCUGCUAUGGACUGAGAUUGAACAAAAGGCUUUCAAUGACUUGAAAAAGGCACUUACCAUGGCUCCUGCCCUAGCACUACCAGACAUAAAUAAACCCUUCACCCUGUUUCUUGCUGAGAAACAUGGCGUAGCCAACGGAGUACUUACCCAGACCCUGGGUCCAUGGAAAAGGCCUGUGGCCUACCUCUCCAAGAGAUUGGAUAAUGUAGCUGCUGGAUGGCUGGCCUGUCUCUGGGCUAUAGCUGCAACCACUUUAUUGUUGAAGGAAGCAGACAAACUAACCCUAGGGCAGAAUAUAAGCCUGGUAGCACCUCACUCUGUACAAGCUCUCCUGAAAAGUGCACCUGAGCAUUGGCUCACCAAUGCCCACAUCACUCAAUACCAGGCUUUACUCUUAGACCAGCCUUGAAUAAGGUUUCUUAAGACUACAGCUCUGAAUCCAGCGACUCUCCUCCUGGAUGAUGACCUGGAGAAACCCCUCCAUGACUGCCUUGAAACUAUAGAAACCCUGCAAGGACUCCGACCCAACUUGACUGACCUACCUUGGCCAGACCCUGAUGAGGUGAUGUUCAUGGAUGGGAGCGGCUUCAUCUCCAAAGGAAUCAGGUACACUGGGGCAGCUGUAGUCACACGGGAACAGGUCAUCUGGGCACAGGCUUUAAAUCAAGGGAUAUUCACUCAAAAGUCUGAACUCGUAGCCUUAGCACAAGCUCUAAUACAUGGAAAAGACAAAACUGUCAACAUAUACACUGACAGUAGGUAUGCUUUUGCCACAGCCCACAUACACGGGGCCCUUUAUAAACAAAGAGGGCUAAUAACAUCGGGAGGAAAAGACAUAAAAAACGAAUAGGAGAUUCUAGCUCUCCUCAAGGCCAUAUGGUAUCCUAAAAAGGUGGCCAUUAUCCAUUGCCGAGGACACCAAACAGGUGACUCAAUUGAGGCCCAAGGAAAUGCCACAGCAGACUGAGCAGCAAAAGAGGCCACACUGAAACCAGUGGGGCCAUCAAAUUCUUUAGUAGUCAUGCCGGCACCCCAGCUGCCACCAGUCCCACAUUACACUGCAGAAGAAAUCAUACAUGCCAAAGCACUGGGCACUAAGAACAAUGAUACAGCACUAGGAAGAUUAUUAAUAGAACAGCUACACCAAGGGACACACCUCGGAGCUACCAAAUUGACUGAAUUGUUGUGGAAAAAUUAUUAUAUUCACAAAUUGGACAAAUUAACAAAAGACUUUGUACAACAAUGUAAAGUUUGUUCACAAGUAAAUUCAGGACGAAAACCAGAAGCACCUACAGGAACCAGAGCACGGGGAUCUAACCCUGGAGAACAUUGGGAAGUGGACUUCACCGAGGUGAAACUGGGACAGUAUGGGUACCGACAUGUCUUGGUAUUUAUAGACACCUUUUCUGGGUGGGUGGAAGCUUUUCCUACAAAGACUGAAACUGCUCACGUAACACUUAAGAAAUUAUUACAGGAAAUUAUUCCCCAAUUCAGUCUGCCUAUAACUUUUGGGUCUGAUAAUGGUCCGGCUAUCAUAGCCCAAAUUUCUCAAUUAUUAGCAAAAGCCUUACAAAUAAAAUGGAACUUACACUGUAUUUAUAAGCUACAGAGUUCAGCACAGGUGGAGAGGAUGAUUCGGACUUUAAAGGAAACUUUUACUAAAGUAAAAUUGGAGACUGGUGAAAACUGGGUGAUCCUCCUUUUCUUUGCCCUAUUAAGGGCUAGAUGUGCCCCAUACAUAAAGGGAAUCACCCCAUAUGAGGUUAUGUUUGGGAGACCACCUCCUUUGCUACCCCACCUCAGAGAUGACAAACUUGCUGAGCUUACUAACCAUAACCUCCUGCAGUCUCUCCAAGCCCUCCAGCAGGUGUUCAACCAGAUCCAUCCCUCGGUCGAGAAGCCUACCUGCCAGCAAAGGAUCUGA
Galeopterus variegatus (Sunda flying lemur) is the source of this 2772-nucleotide messenger RNA. RefSeq lists its product as uncharacterized. The record is from RefSeq and is a predicted model, not a curated record. Gene Ontology annotation, molecular function: RNA-DNA hybrid ribonuclease activity; nucleic acid binding. The transcript is spliced from 4 exons. Gene Ontology annotation, biological process: DNA integration. Lineage: Eukaryota; Metazoa; Chordata; Mammalia; Dermoptera; Cynocephalidae.